Molecule: messenger RNA, 1188 nt
Organism: Hemicordylus capensis (graceful crag lizard)
Lineage: Eukaryota; Metazoa; Chordata; Lepidosauria; Squamata; Cordylidae
Gene: SYNJ2BP
Product: synaptojanin 2 binding protein
Exons: 4
Coding region: 16-594 (192 amino acids)
Molecular function (GO): protein binding
Source: RefSeq, a predicted model, not a curated record
UGGUGUGAGAGGCUGAUGAAACUGAAAGUGCUGCUGCUGGUGCAGCCUGCGCUGCAGCCACUUUGGCCUGGUGGUGACUUCACCUUCAAACGUGUGGAGUGGAGAGGGGGGUGGGUCGGAUCGGGUGGGAGGCAGCGCCUUGUAAGAGAUCAAACCAUGAACGGAGGGGUGGGCUCUCUCCUCUCCGAGGAAGUGAUUAAUCUCACCAGAGGACCGUCAGGCUUGGGUUUUAACAUAGUUGGUGGUACAGACCAGCAGUACAUCUCCAACGACAGUGGCAUCUAUGUUAGCCGGAUUAAAGAAAACGGAGCUGCUGACCUUGAUGGUCGCCUACAAGAGGGAGACAAAAUUUUAACAGUUAAUGGCAAAGAGCUGAAGAACAUGCUGCAUCAGCAUGUUGUGGAUCUGUUCAGGGCUGCAGGCGACAAUGUCUCUCUAAAAGUUCAGCACAGGCUGCUGCCUCAAAAUGGCCCCUCGAGCCACCGAGGGGAUGGGGAGCCAGGAGGCAUUCCCUUGGCUGCAAUUUUGGUGCCGGGGCUGGCUGUGGUUGUAGCUGUCGUGUGGGCCUGCCUGCGAUAUCGACAGCGGGUGUGACCAGCCCCUUUGCUUUUAAAGACCUCGGUGCAGAGAACAAAACUACAGACCUAUGAAGUAAUUUAAAGAGAGCCAAUCGACAAUUUUAUUCUGAACUGACCUUGGGGGAGGGAGGGGAGAAUGAGUUGCCUCAUGUAAAGUUGCUGCUGUUCGUGAUGCCAUUCACUUCAUGUAUGGGGAGGUGUAACAGGGAGGCAAGGGUGUUGGCUGUAAACUGGGUGCUCCCACUUCACUGGUCCUGCAGAAGACGGGACAGUCCUCUUCUGAUCUGUCUCUGUCCUGUGAAUUUUCAUAUGUUCCCAUUUUUGUUUUUUUAAACAUGAGCUGCAAUUCAAGAAGCUGUACAGCAAGUCUCUCCUGAGCAGAGGGUUUUCCUUUGCUGCCUGGCAAGCGGCUUCUGAAACUUUGGGGCAUUUCCUGGAGUAGUUGCCACUGUCGAUGUGGUUGAGAGAGCAGGGCUGUGGUGCCCUAGAGGAUAUAGGGAAGUGCUCUUUGUCUGUCUGAAGGGGCUUUUGGGAUUGCAGGCACGGCAUCUAGGUGGGAAGUGCAAAGGACUAUGGAUAUUUUGUAUAUUAAACCUGGCUUGAGAAUUUG